Molecule: messenger RNA, 2534 nt
Organism: Cucumis melo (muskmelon)
Lineage: Eukaryota; Viridiplantae; Streptophyta; Magnoliopsida; Cucurbitales; Cucurbitaceae
Product: cellulose synthase-like protein G3
Exons: 6
Coding region: 221-2440 (739 amino acids)
Biological process (GO): plant-type primary cell wall biogenesis; cellulose biosynthetic process
Cellular component (GO): plasma membrane; trans-Golgi network
Molecular function (GO): cellulose synthase (UDP-forming) activity; mannan synthase activity
Source: RefSeq, a predicted model, not a curated record
ACGACCAAUGAAGAGAUAUUAUGUCGUUUAUGAGAAUACAAUUUUCUAGGAAAAGAAAUAUAUAUUUCGAUUUGAAUUUGAGAAGACAACGCUACUUGCUUUAGAUUAGAGAGAAAAAAACAGAACAAAGUGGAAUUUAGAAAUAGAAGAAAUCUCAUUUCCUAUAAAAGGUGAGGACUUGGAACUUCGCAUCAGCAGAGGAGAAACACUUAAUGUAAUAAUGGAGGAUAUUAAAUCACACGCCGCCGCCGGGGGCUUGCAACUAAACUCCCAACACAUACCUUCACUCGCCACCACCUUUAACCGCCUCUUCGCACCCAUUUACGCCGGCGGUCUUUUGGCUUUAUUUUACUACCACGUUACUUCACUUCUUAAUUCCACUUCUUUGGGUUCCUUCUUCAUCUCUGUUUCUCUCUUCAUCUCCGACGUCGUUUUGGCCUUCAUGUGGGCCACUGCUCAAUCCUUCCGGAUGAAUCCGGUCCGUCGCCGUGAGUUUCCGGCAAAUUUGAAAAAGUUGCUGAAAAAGGACUCUGAUUUUCCGGCGAUGGAUGUGUUUAUUUGCACGGCGGAUCCAUACAAAGAGCCUCCGAUGAACGUCGUCAACACGGCCUUGUCGGUCAUGACGUACGAUUACCCGACAAGUAAGAUAUCCGUCUAUGUUUCCGAUGACGGUGGGUCAGCCAUGACGCUGUUUGCUUUUAUGGAGGCGGCUAGGUUUGCUGCCACGUGGUUGCCGUUUUGUAGGAAAAACGACGACGUAGACAGAAAUCCUGAUGCCUUCUUUACUUCUAACCACGGUUCGAACUCUGAAACCGAAGAGAUUAAGAUGAUGUAUGAGAAAAUGAGAAUGAAAGUAGAAAAUAUUUGUGAGAAAGGAAUGGUUGAAGAUGAAUUGUUAAAUGGAGAAGAACGUAUGACUUUCGAUCAAUGGACCAUAUCUUUUACUCCUCAAAAUCAUCCCACUGUUAUUAAGGUAUUAUUGGAGAGCACAAAGAACAAAGAUAUUAGUGGAGAAGCAUUGCCAAAUCUCAUCUAUGUUUCAAGGGAAAAAAGUGUAACUUCUCAUCACAAUUUCAAGACGGGUGCUCUUAAUACUUUGCUUCGGGUAUCGGCUACCAUGACCAAUGCACCAAUUAUUCUCACUUUGGAUUGUGAUACAUAUUCUAAUGACCCUCAAACACCAACUCGUGCCUUAUGUUAUUUCUUGGAUCCGAAGCUUGAGAAAAACUUAGGUUAUAUUCAAUUCCCUCAACGGUUCCGUGGAGUUAGCAAACAUGAUAUAUAUAGCGGAGAAUUAAAGCACUUAUUCGUAAUAAAUCCAGUUGGUAUGGAUGGAUCGUUAGGCCCAAAUUAUGUUGGUGCAGGGUGUUUCUUUGUUAGACGAGCAUUCUUUGGAGGCCCAUACUCACUUGAGGCACCUGAACUCUUCGAACUUGGUCCAAAUCAUGUUGUUGAAAUGUCCAUUCAAUCUCAAGAGGUCUUGAACUUAGCCUACUUAGUUGCAAGCUGUGAUUAUGAGAAUAAUACAAAAUGGGGUUUUAAGUUGGGGUUUAAAUAUGGGUCUUUAGUGGAGGAUUAUUUUACAGGGUAUCGUUUGCUAUCCGAGGGGUGGAGGAGUUUAUUUUGCAAUCCCAAAAGGGCAGCUUUUUAUGGUGAUGUGCCCAUAACCCUUCUUAGUGUGCUGAAUCAAACCAAAAGAUGGUGUAUUGGCCUUCUGGAAGUCAGCUUCUCAAAGUACAACCCAAUCACAUAUGGUGUAAAGUCCAUUGGCCUUCUCAUGGGUCUUUCUUAUGCCCAUUAUGCAUCUUGGCCCUUUUGGUCCAUUCCUGUCAUUGUUUACUCCUUCCUACCUCAGUUAGCUCUCAUUAGUGGCACUCAGAUCUUCCCCAAGGUUUGGGAUGCAUGGUUUGUAGUAUACAUAUUGUUGUUCCUUGGAGCUUAUGGUCAGGACCUUGUAGAGUUCAUCUAUGUUGGAGGAACAUUCAAAAAAUGGUGGAAUGAUCAAAGAAUGUGGAUGAUAAGAUCUGUAUCUAGUUUCUUGUUUGGAUGCAUAGAGUUAACGUUGAAGUCUCUUGGGAUUAAUCCCAAUUUUGGUUUCAAUGUCACCAGCAAAGCAAUGGAUGAAGAACAAAACAAGAGGUACAAGCAAGAGUUGUUCGAGUUCGGGGUUUUCUCGCCAAUGUUCGUUCCCAUUACCACUGCAGCCAUCGUGAACUUGGCCAGUUUCGCCGGUGGACUGAUCAAAAUUUGGAAAUCGGACGGGGCAUGGGAACAUUUGUUUCCUCAGAUGUUGGUGACUGGAUUCGGUGUGGUGAAUUGUUUGCCAGUUUAUGGAGCCAUGACUUUGAGGAAUGACGAAGGGAAGUUGCCACCUGAACUCACUUUCUUCUCUGUCUCUCUUGCUUUACUUCUUUGCUCUUUUGCUACUUUUUUCCUUUAGAUAAAUGUUUUCUGUUGGAAAUGUUGUUUGGUCAAUAAUUGGAAUGACUCAACAUAAAAUUAAAUGGGAAAAUGUGUGUUAGGUAUUUAAUUCA